Messenger RNA from Aspergillus melleus, 1581 nucleotides. RefSeq lists its product as uncharacterized. Lineage: Eukaryota; Fungi; Ascomycota; Eurotiomycetes; Eurotiales; Aspergillaceae. Bases 1 to 1581 code for a protein of 526 amino acids. The record is from RefSeq and is a predicted model, not a curated record. The transcript has 2 exons. Gene Ontology annotation, molecular function: nucleic acid binding. Gene Ontology annotation, cellular component: nucleus.
AUGGAUCGGGUCAGUCGUCUGUGCCUCCUCUUUGACCAGGAUGAAGCUCUGUUGCAGGUCAAUACGGGGUUAAGGGUGGUCCCCCCGGAAGAGAAUCACGGCACCGAAAAGGAUUCCAGUGGCCAGACCAGCGUUCUUGUGGAGGAGCACCUCGAGAAAGCCUCACCUAUCCAGACAACUCAGCAACACCCCGACCAGCCCCCAGCUCACACCACCAAACCCGAUCAGGAAUCUGAAGCAUCGACUGCAUCAUCCGAACAACCCCCCCAAGAUCCUCUGGAGCACGACGGGUCUUUCUGCCCCCUGCUGGCUAUUUCCAGAUAUCCUUACAGGUUCCUCAAAGACAAGCUCUCUCAGAGCGUGGCCAGCCGAUUUUUUGACCGCGGUCAGUUCUGGAGCAGAAGCUGGGAUGUUUAUCAUUGCCAUCUCCCUCCUCGUCUCGGGCCCAAAUAUAUCCUCCUCGUCCCUGCCUCCCAAUUCCGGAAGCUCAUCCGGGAAAUCAAUUGCGAGUUCAAGUGCCAGUUGUCGCUACCCCCCAACCAAGGAUUGCUUCUUCCCUUUCGGGAGAAGAACUGGUAUCCCCAGCCCGUUUUCCUCGGUAAAUGCGAUAGCCAACAGAUCAAAGAUGAGCUUCAGGCGAAGGUCCCUCCCCCGGUCAACCACGACCAGUGCCUCCCGGAGCUAGAUGAGCAGUAUCUGGAAUACGAGACGAUUCUCGAGGCGGCAUGGGAGGCGACUCGAAAUAAGAAGUCUAAAAGCAAAAUGCAGCAGCGCGUACAGCACCAACAGCAACUGGUACAGUGUUAUGAACGUAUACAGACAUACCUAGGAUGGCGCUCGCACGAAUCGGAGAGUCGACCCGACGUUCUUGACGCCGCCUCAUGGGCAGACAAGGCCAACUUGCAGAAUGUCGUCCCCAGCGCGACUGUCUGGGGAAUGACCCAGCCCAUGCCGUACCCCUUCUGGAAGGACCCAGUGCUCAUCAGCGUCGACAUCGAGUGUAACGAGCGGUGCCAUUCCCAAGUGACGGAGGUGGGCAUCACAACUUUAGACCUGUCGCGUCUAUCGGGCGUUCCACCGGGUCAGCAAGGGGCACAGUGGACGACGCAAAUCCAGUCACGCCACCUGCGGGUGCGCGAGUUCGGACACAUCGUCAACCACGAGUUCGUGGCCGGCUGCCCUGCGAACUUUGACUUCGGCACCAGCGAAUGGGUGUCACUGGCCGACCUGGCGGCGGUGGUGCAGGCGGGAUUGACAGCUAAGGACGAGGCAGGCGAGCCGCGUACGGUGGUGGUGGUUGGCCACAACCCUUCGAUGGACCUCGCGUAUCUCCGAGAUAUGGGGGCGCCCGUGGAGGUCAAGAGCAACGGAGUCGUCGACAUUGUGGACACGGCGGAGACCUGGCGCAUCAUACGGGGCGAGACAUCGCCGCGAUCCCUGGGAGCGAUUCUGGUGGAACUGGGGAUGGAGGGAUGGCACCUGCACAAUGCCGGCAAUGAUGCACGGUAUACGAUGGAGGUGCUGAUUCGGAUGAUGUUGAACCAUUUUCAGGAGGUGGGCAAAGUGAUGGGCAUUAGUUAG